CUUGUUGUCAGAUAGGCUAGGAAAGGGGAGGGGAUUGGAGGGAUGGAGCUGGGGAGAGAGGAGAGUAAAAGAGAGGAGGAGAUGAAAUUGGGGAGAGGAGAGGAGAGGAGGAAGCUACUUUAUGGAAAUGCAGACCAUAGGCAGUCUCUGCAGCCCAAGCACCGUCUUCAAACGCACGCGCACACCCUCCCUUCCUCCAGUCUCCUCGAUAUCUAGGAGCGCCCUAAAACUGACAGGCUCCUGCCCAUGGCACGCGACUGAUGUGAUUCCGGCAUGCUCGAUCUGUUGCUGUCACUAGCUGGAGUGUUAUUUUGUUGAUGACGAUCGGAUUGAUUGGUAGCCAUCUGGUUUAAGCCACAGGAAGGAUUUUCACCAUCAUGCAGAAGGUGGAGGGACGGCCAGCCCCGGGCAGAAUAUCCUCCUCCUUGCGGGGUCCAAGUGCUCCUGGCUCACCCAGCAUCAAGGCCCGUGUGAAUGAUGAGGUGGUGGAGUACAGGGAUCUGGCUGCUCUGCCCAGAGACAAAAGUAUUCUUCAGGUGGAGAGACCAGAUCUCAUGACCUACCAACCUCACUUCACCUACUCAGCACUAGAUGCAGUGCGUACGCCCUGUAGAGAGAGAUCCCUCUCUCCUCCCUCCAUCUCUCCUCCUCCCUCUCCUGAGCUGAAGGAGUGUAGGGAGGAUGGAGGGUCUCCAGGAGGCUCCACACUGCAGCUCCGAAAGACAGCCAUCCCCAUACAGCAGCACUUCCACAGGCCAGAUAAUGGUGCCAACAUCUACAAGAAGCUGCCUAAUUUUAAACAGGAGGUCAGCAAGCAGAAGGUGAUGGGCAGCAUCAUCCAGUCAUCUAAGUUCCCAGCAGCUCAGAAACCAGACCCCAACCUGCCCUCAAAGAUAGAGACCGAGUACUGGCCCUGUCCUCCCUCACUGGCUGCCAUGGAGAUCGAGUGGAGGAAGAGGAAAGAGGAAGAUGAAGAUGGGAAAGAUGAGUUUGAAAACCUGACUGAUGACUCCAAGACACUGCAGGAGCUGGAGCUCCACAAGAUCAAGUCUAACCUGGGCAGGCUGAUCCUGAAGGAGGAGAAGGAGAAGGCUCUACUUGGCAUUGGCCGCAGGAAGACUCAGUCACUGCCAGACAGAACACACAUGCACACCAGUUUCUCCUUGAAGUCGUCCUCCCGCUCAGGUCUAGCCAGGAUGCAGUCAGCAGAGUUCACUACAGAGGGAGAGCAGGGCAAAACAGGUAGGUUACAGGCAUCAUGUAUUACAAAAACAGUUGUAGUAGUGAAGUAGGACCCACACAAUCAGUUUUGCCAACAUAUACGGUGCCUUCAAAAAGUUUUCACACUCCUUGACUUUUUCCGCAUUUUGUUGUGUGACGGUAUGAAUUUAUAACGGUUUAAAUUACGAUUUUGUGUCACUGGCCUACACACAAUACCCCAUAAUGUCUACCUCAUCUCUGUA
Messenger RNA from Coregonus clupeaformis (lake whitefish), 1463 nucleotides. RefSeq names its product dematin. Gene Ontology annotation, molecular function: actin filament binding. The transcript has 13 exons. Gene Ontology annotation, cellular component: plasma membrane; actin cytoskeleton. Gene Ontology annotation, biological process: lamellipodium assembly; actin filament bundle assembly. Bases 378 to 1292 code for a protein of 304 amino acids. The record is from RefSeq and is a predicted model, not a curated record. Lineage: Eukaryota; Metazoa; Chordata; Actinopteri; Salmoniformes; Salmonidae.